This is a messenger RNA of Arabidopsis thaliana (thale cress), 315 nucleotides long. RefSeq lists its product as uncharacterized. The annotation marks the transcript as partial. The record is from RefSeq and is marked reviewed. NCBI's taxonomy places the organism in Eukaryota, Viridiplantae, Streptophyta, Magnoliopsida, Brassicales, Brassicaceae. The transcript has 3 exons.
AUGGAGAGCUUGGUUAGAUUUUGUACAAGUGGAAGACUACCAGUGAAGUCGUUCAAGGGAAGGUACAACUCGGUUAACUGGGUGAGAUUGCCAAAUUCAUACGGGAGUGUAGAGGAGGUGAAGCUGUUAGAACCGAGACUAAGAUUCCGCACAAAUGAUAAACUACCAGUGAGCUCGUUAUCGGAAAGGUCUAAAGCGGAAAGCAUGCUUAGGUUACUGAAUGAAAAAGGAACUUGGCCGAGGAAGCCACUACUUGAAAGAAACAAUACCUCUAAUUUGUUGAGCAUUCCAAACUUGGAAGAAAUUGAAGAGGAG